AUGAUUACUACUAAACUUGAAGAUGUUGAUAAUCAAUUACAGGAUAGUCAAAUUCGAUGUAAUUAUUUAGCUGAAGAUAAUGACAAAUUAUUGGAACAAUUACGUCUUCAACGUAGACAACUUGAAGAAGAACAAUUAACAAAUGCACAACUUGUUGAACAAUUAACAUUAGAUUCAUCACGUAAAAUGUUUUCUCAUACCUUAAGUAAUACAGAAAGUAUUAUAAAAACUUCUGAAAUACGUAUUCAAGAUCUUGAUGCACAAGUUCGAGCAUUAAAAUUAGAAAAUGAAAAAAUUAAACAUGAAAAUGAAGAAUUACGAGAACGUGCUGUGGCAGUUGGUAUUAAUGAAGGUCGCCGAUUAAUGACUAAUCAAGGUUCAUUAUCGUAUGCUGCUGAACUUGAAGUUCUAUCGAAAGAUGAGUUGAUGAGCAAAUUGAGAGAACAACUUUUGGCUAAUGAUCGUCUACGUGAAUAUAUUGAACGAAUGUUAACUGUAAUCAUCGAAAAUAGUCCUCAAUUACUUGAAGUUACAAUGAAUGUUGGCACACAUGUUGGUUCUAUUGAAAUGCCAAUAAAUUCACUAACAAAUCAACGAAAACAAUCAUUAAUAAUAUCAUCGAAAGAAAUAGAAAAUAAAUCUAUUCCUCAUGAAUCGUUAAAAGCGACUGAAUCAACAAACAGUGAUUUAUCAUCUACAUCGACUGUAACAAAACAAUCAAAUAACAAGUAUUGUCUCGUGUAACAUGGAAUUCCACUUUGAUUUUCGGCUUAAUGCUUCUUGUUUCUUUAUUUUUCUAUUUAUUUGACGUCUUAAUCAAAGGCACCUUCUUCUGUGCGCUUUCUUCUUUAGUGUUUAUAUUAUCUUGUUUCGAUAAUAUUUAUCGUAUCACAUGUGUUUUUUUAUUUAGAAAUUCAAUUUCUUUAUAGCUAGUUUUUGUUUUGCAUGUC
This is a messenger RNA of Rotaria sordida, 950 nucleotides long. The record is from the annotation of a GenBank genome assembly. NCBI's taxonomy places the organism in Eukaryota, Metazoa, Rotifera, Eurotatoria, Philodinida, Philodinidae.